This is a messenger RNA of Hymenoscyphus albidus, 717 nucleotides long. The record is from the annotation of a GenBank genome assembly. NCBI's taxonomy places the organism in Eukaryota, Fungi, Ascomycota, Leotiomycetes, Helotiales, Helotiaceae.
AUGAAGCUUCAACUCACUGCUAUAAUCGCACUCGCCAUUUCAUCAACUGCUAUUGCGGGGACCAUUCCUGUCGAUCGCAAGAACGACAUCAACGCUCUCCCAAAAAGAGCUUCCAAGAACGACAAAGAAACCACCAAACGAUUUUUCAUCCCGCAUCCUCUCCCAAGCCCCCUCCCCAACCCCGAUCCCAACUACAUCCCACGAAAAUACCCAUGCAUUCUCAAUGACCAUGGUGUUCUCCGCAUCAUUUCUGACACAGAAGAUUUCUACAAAUAUACCAAGAAGGUCCCCAGAAGUCCAGUUGUGGUUUCAGUCAACGAUCCACUUUUCACCAACCCCGACGGGAUUAUAUUCUGUGUCAUUCCUGAUAAUACCACUUGCUUACGCCCUAUCGUGGACGCUGUUCCUCCUUUUUGCAAACCGAGAAAUCUCUCUCCUGGUGUCCGGCAACCAAGUGCCUACGGAAUCCACAAGAGAGCUGCUCAUAUCGGUGGUCCUGACGUUAAAUCUAGGACGGUGAUCGAAGAUAGGGAGGCGAAAAAGAAGAAGAAGUUUGGAGGGGGCGGUGGCGGUGGCGGGCAUUCGGGGGAUUCUGAAGACAAGGAGAAGGAAAGAAAGAAGGAGGAGGAGGAGAAGGAAGAAGAGGAAAGACGCAGAAGGGAGCACGAGUUCCAAAAAAGGCUCCAUAAGCUGAGGAGAUGUAGACACAGAGACUAA